Marmota flaviventris (yellow-bellied marmot) is the source of this 861-nucleotide messenger RNA. It is a transcript of the gene Pou2af2, whose product is annotated as POU class 2 homeobox associating factor 2. Lineage: Eukaryota; Metazoa; Chordata; Mammalia; Rodentia; Sciuridae. The record is from RefSeq and is a predicted model, not a curated record. Gene Ontology annotation, molecular function: POU domain binding; transcription coactivator activity; sequence-specific DNA binding. Gene Ontology annotation, cellular component: nucleus.
AUGGAGAGUGUCCCAGGAGAUUACAGCAAACGAGUAUACCAAGGCGUGAGAGUGAAGCACACGGUCAAAGAUCUCCUGGCAGAAAAACGAUCCAGACAGAGUGACUCCAGACUUAACGGCAGCGUCAGCUCCUCCCAGUCUCCCUUCGUCCAAAUGCCAGGUUCGCCGGUCAUGUCAGGUUACUAUGGCGUCAGAAGAUCUUUUUUGUCGGACUCAGACUUCCACAACAGUAAACCGUUUUCAAAUGACGUCUACACCUCCGGCGUGGCGAAGCCCUUUCCCGGCGAGUCGUCGGCAGGGCAGAGCCACGCGGCGCUGCUCGAGUCCUACCUGGCCGAGCCCUACGGGGACUACCGCCCGCCUGCCCUGACCCCAAGCCCGGGCUCUCUGUUCAGCGCCUCCCCGCUGCCGCCGCUCCUGCCGCCGCCCUUUCCCAGCGACCCGGCUCACUUGGUAUUUAGGGACUCGUGGGAGCAGACAGUGCCUGAUGGCCUCAGCCAGACGGACCCCAUGCCCGCCGAUACUCUACAGACCUUGCCGCCCAGCACCAGCUGCCUCUCCCAGCUCGAGUCAGGAAGUGCCACACAGCACAGGAGCUCCACCUGGGGGACCUCCCUUGCUGGCACUCAGUCCUAUUCUCUGCACACGCUGGAGGAUCUGCACAACACAUCUGGGUACCCCACCCCACCUCCUUACCCUUUUACCCCUUUCAUGACAAUGUCAAAUGACCUACCACCAAAGGUGGUACCUCUCUCCUCAGAUGAGGGGACAGACCCCUCUUCCCUUCAUGACCAUUCAACUUGGACCAAAGAAGACGGGAGUGUGGCCUGGGGGUCAUACGAAUGCCGCAGAGCUUACUGA